Messenger RNA from Trichobilharzia regenti, 3948 nucleotides. The record is from the annotation of a GenBank genome assembly. Lineage: Eukaryota; Metazoa; Platyhelminthes; Trematoda; Strigeidida; Schistosomatidae.
GUUAGUUGGGCUGAGCCUGAAUUGAAUUUUGAAUGAAUGAAAGGUCAAAAUUGAAAUGAAAUUGCGGCAGUUUGUAUUUUGCGCUACACUGGAAUGACAAGCCGUGUUUAGUACGAUGGUCCAGUCGUCUUCUUGGGUGGAUCUCUGGGAUAGAGCUAGUGAAUUCAUAAAAUAUCAUGAUAAUGGAAUAAAUAUUCAUGAGAGAUUAUAUAAAUUUUUAAUUGAAUUUGCAAAAUUACAAAAAGAAGCAUUUAUUGCACAAAAACGAUUAUGUGAAAAACAUUUAAAUGAUGCACAAAAAUAUUUUGGUGUUUCAAAUAGUUAUGUUUCAUUUUUCAAUGAACUUGUACAAAUUGUUCAACAUAUUAUAGAUGCUGAAAAUUUAAUUUCAUGCUCAUUUGAAAUACAUGCUAGUAAUGAAGGGAAAUCAGUUAUCGAAGAUGAACGUAGACAGUUUAAACGAUGGAAAAGAGAAAGAUCAAACUAUCCUCUGAAUUAAAAUCACAAACACGUAUUAUCGAUGAUGAGAUCAAACGUUAUCGUGAUAAAUAUCGAGAUAUGAUCAAGGCAAAAGAUGACUAUGAGCGUAUUAAUGCUGACCAGAGUCAUUCACAAUUUGAUGUUGAGAAGGCGUUAAGUUAUGCAAGAUUAAAAGAAGUUGAUUUUGAAAGAGCACGUAAAGAUUAUUCAGCUGCAUUGGAUCAAUUUAAUUUAUAUCGUAAAGAUUAUUAUUUUCGUUGUUUACCAUUAUGGGCACAAGUUGGUAAAGAUUUGGAGACUGUUAGAUAUACGCGUACACAAACGCUAAUCAGUAUACUAUAUGAACGAUUACGUGUAGCUAUUGAUCGUAUGAAUACUGUAUGCGGUGAAUUUCAAGCUGUCUCUACGCAUUUGAAUUCAGAUCAGGAUGCUGAAGACAUUAUAAAUUUCUUACGUAGUAAUAAUGCGCCACCAGGUGAUAUUGAUUUUGUCGACUUAUCCUCUGCUUCACUGCCAUCAUCAUCUGGACCACAAACAAACAAUGUAAAACCAAAUAGCGGCUUGACAAGCGAACCUAUUUACUCAUCAGGCAGUGUUGUCCUUCCACCAAAUUUUCAUUGUUCUGUUUGGGCUGCAGAUCAUGCUAGUGCUGCAACAGGCGGUAGUGCUGGUGGUGGUGAAUCAUUAAUCAAUAAACAGUAUAAUCCGCCUUCUGGAGAAGCAAUCAUUUAUGGUGAAUCUGGUUCUACCUAUUCUGCCUCGUAUGCAUCAACAACAGCGUCAACAACAAAUGGUCCUACGAAUGGUAGUGGCGGUGUUAGUAUUAAUAGUCGACGUCCUAGUGUUAGUGAUCAUUUUGCUGUACCAAAUCCACGUCAUCCUAGUCAACAAUUAUACGCUUCUAAUGGUGGUGCAGGAUUUUUCCGUAGAAUUUUUUCACGGCGUAGUAGGCACAGUUCACUGAAUUUAUGUCAUGAAGUUAAUUCUGGUAGUGAUGGUGUCGUGUCUGGAUGGUCAAAUCCAUUUUUUGAUCCUGUUGUACCAUGGCGCAAAAGUUCACAUCAAUACCCUCACCACCACCAGCAACACAAAAUCGGCAUGAAUAGUUUUCGUAAGAAACUCUCCUCUCGUCGCAUGAAGUUUACUCGCCAACGAAGUGUUGAUGAUAAUGAAGGGGUGGUGACGGUGAUGAAUGCUGCCGGCAAAGAUGCAUUGGAUAUACGAGCAUCACAGAGUACUGGAGAUCUGAGUGUUGUAAAUUUAAAGACAAUCGCUGAUUUAUGUGAUCCAAAUCGUGUUAAACGUCAGGGUACAUUUCAUCAAACUAAUGGUGAAUAUAAACCAGGUGGACAUAAAUCUAGAUCUAGAGAUAAUAUUGUCAUUGAUACAAGUGAUUUUUCUGAUUCUUGUUCUGAUUUCGAGAAUGAUGAAGUCCAUAGCCAACCGAUUCAACCACCGGGAGAAGUAACACCGUCAACAGCAAUACAAAUUAACUCACUACCUAAUACUAAUAAUAAUAGCAAUAAUAAUGAAAACGUAGCUUAUGCAACGACCUCUGUAUUAAAUGGCCUACCGAAUUCAAUUCCAUAUCAGUAUCCGCCUUCUCUUUCUGAUAUAACACCAGUUAAUGCUGCUAAUAUAUCAUCAUUACCGUCUUUCGAUAGUCAGGGCCUGACUUCAUCAAGUAAAGAUAAGCUGUCAAUCCCGUUGCAUUAUUUUGCAGCAAUGGCAAAAACAUCAGUAGCAAAUGAUAAUAGUAAUGAUACCAAUGGGAAAUAUUCAAAAAAUGAAGGCAAGUCAACGAGUGCACCUUUAGCAGAACCAGAAACAGCUUCUACAGUGACUUCGUCGACUUCAUCUCGACCGACGUCGACAUCAUCUUCUUUAAAUGGUCAAAUACUACUGCCUUCAGUGAAACAAAGUUUAGCAACUGUUAAAUCUAAUAAUAACACUAAAUAUCAUUCAGUGAAUGGUAAUGCUCCCAAUAAUUGUGUAAAUGAUUCUAAUCAUAAUGAUAUUGAUUCUAAGGCUGCUCAUACAUUCAUGUAUUCACACAUGAAUUCUUCCUACAAUCAUCAUCAACAACAACAUUCAGAGGGGAAGAGCUCUCAUCAAAUUUUAUAUGAUCAACAUAAAAGCAUGUUGAAAAGGCAUGAACAACAAAGGCUUUGGCUUUUACAACAAGAAGGUGGUCAACAGCAGCAGAAGGAACUGUCGUUACAACAACAACAACACCACCAGCAACAACAACAUCGAUCAUCUCGAGCACCAGAUAAUACUGAUACAAGCUCUACACUGUCUAUUAGUUAUCAUAGUAAUAGCAGUAGUAAUAAUCAUAAUCGAGAUAAGAAUUCAUCCGCAAAAGAAUCAUCACAAAUUGUUGUUAUUGGUGAUUGUACUGCUUUAUAUCCUUUUACAGCUGAUGGCUUUGAAUCAUGUUAUCUAGCCUUUGAUGCAAAUGAAAAAUUCUAUAUUCUAUCCAGUGAUCCAACCGAAGAUACCACAGAUUGGCUUCAUGUUUGUCGUAUGCAGCAACAGUACCAGCCCCAUACCUUUGACAUAGGUUAUGUACCAACAGCUUAUGUUCAACAAACACUUUAUUCUCAACCAAUUCUUUUACCGAAUAAACAUGAAUCAACGCAGGAUUCAUCAGAUUCAUCAUCAACGACUAAGACAGCAACAACAACUGCUACUGCAACACCGAAAAGACCAGCAACUACAAUACCAAUAUCAACAACAACAACACAUAAUGGACAGAUAAAAAGUUCAGGGAAUAAUAGUAAUAGUACUGCUAGUAAUAGAAAUCCUUGUAUGAUGAAUAGAAAUUUUAGAGGUACUUCACCUUAUGUACGUUUAAGUGGAGUUUCAAGAGAUACUGACUUAUAAAUUUUAUAUUUAUUUUGUAUGUGUGCGAGUGUGUAUUGUCUAAGGUAAGUCAUUUGUGUUUUUGCACUACAUACAUACACUGUCCCACACAUAUUGUUCAUCAUUGUUGACUGAGAGUAUUCCGAGAAAAACUAUCUCCUUAUCCGACGAACAUCUUGAUGACAUAAUUCCUCCUUUUUUUGUACAUAUAUACAUAUAGGAAGCAACACAUGAAUGAUUGAUGUAUGUCUAAAAUGGGAAGAUUGUCCUUUGUUAUAUUAUUAUUACACAUAAAUAUUGAUUUUUUUUCUAUUUCUAUCUAUUAGGGGUGUAACUUUUUUUCCCAAUUUACUCAUCAUUGAUUCAUGCAUACACAAUUGACGGUUGUUAGUCCUUUUAUAUCUUCGUGAUGAUGAUAAUGAUGAUGUUGGAAGAGUGUUUACUACUCGUCAACAUUAAGCGUUUUUACACUGUGAAUUUCUUUCUAUAUUUCUACAGUACAUAUAUACAUACAUACAGUAAAUAACAUGAAUUGUAAUCAAGUAAUUUCUUUUUCUACCUGUUCAGAUAUAUAUAUAUAUAUAUAUAUAUAUAUAUAUCAUA